GCACUGAGAAUCUUCUUGCGCCAUCUACGACAAGACCGGUAAGAAGGGGAUUUCCCGUUGAUGUUGUUGUGUUGUUGUCAUCGGCCAUAUUCAUCGGGCGAUCAACUUGUGAAUUUCCAUUCGCAGCUUACAAUAUAGUGUACGUCGUGUCAGCUUGUCAGGAUCAGCAUGGGAAGCACAGAUGGGCCUCAUUCAAAUUCAGACAUGAGUGGCUUCCAGAGCCUUCAUUCAAACGACAAAGCUCAAAGAAGGAAUCAGAAUGAAGCGACAGAAGGAGAAGGAUCUUCCAGCAGUGGAAGCACAGAUGAAUCUCAUUCAAACAUAAGUGGGUUUCACAGCCUGCAUUUUAAUGAGAAGCUGCAGAAAAGGACUUUAGGAGACAUCAAAUCCUCCCAGUCUAGCCUCAUGUCUCAGCCUGGAACACUAGCCAGCACUGAAGAUGCUUCAUAUGCUAGUGACUCAAACGUGACUCCCGGAGACAACAAAUCCUCCCAGUGUAGCAUCAUGUCUCGACCUGGAACACUAGCUAGCACCGACGAUGCUUCAUAUGUGAAGGACCCAAGAGUGACUGUUACUCUGGACCCGCCAGUAUGUGAAGCCGACACUUCCAAUAAUGCAGGGUCUCAAGGGUAA
This is a messenger RNA of Strongylocentrotus purpuratus (purple sea urchin), 633 nucleotides long. RefSeq lists its product as uncharacterized. Bases 169 to 633 code for a protein of 154 amino acids. Lineage: Eukaryota; Metazoa; Echinodermata; Echinoidea; Camarodonta; Strongylocentrotidae. The transcript has 6 exons. The record is from RefSeq and is a predicted model, not a curated record.